UAAGGUGACUGUUUCACGUGUUGAAUCACAGACAGAUAAACGGGUGUUUAAUCUGCGCGCAGCCCUCGUGCAGAUUAGAUGCGCGCUUCCAUCAGAGCUCCGGCACCAGAUUUAAUCAUAUCCUCGGUGUACCAGAGAGCAAAGACGUUGUCGAGGUCGGCUGCUGCCAGAUUUGAAGAUAAUCUUCAAACAGAUCCAUGUUUGCGGAUCAGAGACUCGACUGUGCCCUCAACUGAGAGCGCGCACGGACGGGGGAACGCUUGCACCGGGGGUCUGUCCUACGCGUCCGGUGCCUCUCACCCAUCGCUAUGUCCUGAAAUCACCAGGGAAGUGAUGUGCAUUCACGGCGACUUAUUUGGGAAAGUGUUGCCCAGUUAGCACCUAUGGAUGUGAGGAUUGGGAUCUUUGACUCGUGAGUGGAAAGAUGCUGGUCGGAUGGAAAUUAUUCCUCUUUGGAUACAACAUUGGCAAAUGAAAAGAAGACGGCUAUGCAUGCUGAAUCUUGCUCCUGCGGGUGCACCAUGGCGAAGAGGAGAGCUGUGCGCUUUAUACUGCUGUGUCUGAUGGCAGAGUUGAGUCUGAGCGCGCAGCAGGUCUUGAGAAUUGGUGGGAUUUUUGAGACUCUCGAGAACGAGCCAAUCAGUGUGGAGGAACUUGCCUUCAAAUUCGCAGUAACCAACAUUAACAGAAACAGAACGUUAAUGCCCAACACCACUCUAACCUACGAUAUACAGAGAAUCAACCUGUUCGACAGCUUCGAGGCCUCCAGAAGAGCCUGUGAUCAGUUGGCUCUGGGUGUGGCCGCAGUUUUUGGCCCGUCUCACAGUUCUUCAGUGAGUGCCGUCCAGUCAAUCUGUAACGCUCUGGAGGUCCCUCACAUACAGACUCGCUGGAAACAUCCAUCUGUGGACAACAAAGACAGCUUCUACAUCAACCUGUACCCAGAUUAUGCUUCUAUCAGUCGAGCUGUGCUUGAUAUAGUGCAGUUCUACAAGUGGAAAGCCGUGACUGUGGUCUACGAAGAUGCAACAGGGCUAAUUCGUCUACAAGAAUUGAUCAAAGCUCCGUCACGAUACAGUAUCAAGAUUAAAAUCCGACAGUUACCGACAGGAAGUAAGGAUGCCCGGCCGCUCCUUAAAGAGAUGAAGAAGGGAAAAGAGUUCUGCGUCAUCUUUGACUGUUCAUACCAGAGUGCAGCAGACGUCCUGAAACAGCUGUUGUCAAUGGGAAUGAUGACAGAAUACUAUCAUUUCUUCUUCACCACUCUUGACCUGUUUGCGCUGGACUUGGAGCCAUACAGAUACAGUGGGGUGAACAUGACGGGCUUCCGUCUGCUCAGUAUCGAUAACCCUCAGGUGGCGUCAGUGGUGGAAAAAUGGUCUAUGGAGCGAAUGCAGGCUCCACCCAAACCUGAAACUGGGCUGCAGGACCGCAUGAUGACAACUGAAGCAGCGUUAAUGUAUGAUGCAGUUCAUAUGGUUGCCGCGGCGUCUCAGCGGGCGUCUCAGAUCACCGUGAGCUCACUCCAGUGUCACCGACACAAACCCUGGCGCUUCGGCUCACGAUUCAUCAGCAUGUUCAAAGAGGCUCAGUGGAAUGGACUGACUGGACAGAUAAUCAUAAACAAGACAGACGGUCUGAGAAAAGACUUCGAUCUGGAUAUCAUCAGUCUGAAAGAGGAUGGAAUGGAAAAGAUUGGAGUGUGGAACUCAAACAAUGGCCUUAACUUGACCGACAGCAACAAAGAGAAAAACACCAAUGUGACCGACUCCAUGGCCAACCGGACGCUAAUUGUUACGACAAUCCUGGAAAACCCAUAUGUGAUGUACAAGAAGUCGGAUAAGCCGCUGUAUGGGAAUGAUCGGUUUGAAGGAUACUGUCUGGACCUACUGAAGGAGUUGUCCAACAUCUUGGGCUUUUCCUAUGAGGUCAAACUGGUGUCUGAUGGGAAAUACGGAGCUCAGAAUGACAAAGGAGAGUGGAAUGGCAUGGUCCGAGAGCUGAAAGAUCAUGUGGCAGAUUUGGCCGUGGCGCCCCUCACUAUCACUUACGUGAGAGAGAAAGUAAUCGAUUUCUCAAAGCCAUUCAUGACUCUGGGAAUCUCGAUUCUCUACCACAAACCCAAUGGCACCAACCCAGGCGUGUUCUCCUUUCUCAACCCUCUCUCUCCAGACAUCUGGAUGUACGUGCUCCUCGCCUGCCUCGGAGUCAGCUGUGUCCUUUUUGUCAUUGCCAGGUUUACACCAUAUGAAUGGUACAACCCUCAUCCCUGCAACCCUGAUUCUGAUGUUGUAGAGAACAACUUCACAUUAAUCAACAGUGUUUGGUUUGGGGUCGGAGCCCUUAUGCAGCAAGGAUCAGAGUUGAUGCCCAAGGCUUUGUCCACCAGGAUCGUUGGAGGUAUCUGGUGGUUCUUCACCCUCAUCAUCAUCUCGUCCUACACAGCUAACCUGGCCGCCUUCCUCACUGUGGAGCGAAUGGACUCCCCUAUAGACUCAGCCGAUGAUCUGGCCAAACAGACUAAAAUAGAGUAUGGCGCCGUAAGGGACGGAUCCACCAUGACUUUCUUUAAGAAAUCAAAGAUCUCUACCUAUGAGAAGAUGUGGGCAUUCAUGAGCAGUAGGAAGAACACAGCGCUGGUAAAGAACAACAGAGAAGGUAUUCAGCGUGUGUUGACCACAGACUACGCCUUACUGAUGGAGUCAACCAGCAUUGAAUACAUCAGUCAGAGAAACUGUAACCUCACACAGAUCGGUGGACUCAUCGACUCGAAGGGUUACGGAGUCGGCACCCCCAUCGGUUCUCCAUAUCGAGACAAGAUCACCAUCGCCAUCCUGCAGUUACAGGAGGAAGGGAAGCUGCACAUGAUGAAGGAGAAAUGGUGGAGAGGGAACGGCUGUCCGGAGGAGGACAGUAAAGAGGCCAGCGCUCUCGGUGUGGAGAACAUCGGAGGAAUCUUCAUCGUACUGGCGGCCGGACUCGUCCUCUCCGUGUUUGUGGCCAUCGGGGAGUUUAUCUAUAAGUCCAGGAAGAAUCUGGACAUUGAGGAGGUGAGCGUGGGACAUUGUGAAUGGCAUAACAAGUACUGACAGAGGAAGAACGGAUGUAGGACAUUACAGAACUUCUUUUGCCCGUGAGGUGGUUAUUAUAAACGGAUGACUUGAGAGUUUUUGCUUUUUACUUUUGCUCAUCGAUCCACCAAAACUCAGGCAAAUGCUGACUGAACAUUAGUUUUGGUGUGGCUGUGCUUUAUGUGAGGGACAAUGUUGGACAUUGAGCAGAAAUGUCAAAACUUUGUCAAGAUUGCUUUUUUACAUUUUACAUUUUUAUUGUGAUUUCUGAUGCAAACGAGGAGUUGAAAGGUACCUGUAUGUAUGUUUGUUUGUUUUCUUGUCAGUGAAAUAUAUAAUAUAUUUCUGUAAGUUCUAUAAGAAAGAAAGGAUGUUUGAAACCAUGUUGGGUGAGUUGUAGUACAACUGUUACUAUAUAGUAAAGUAGUUCACAUCCAUGUAGUUUGUAUUAAGAUUUAAAAGACUUGAAAUUUUUUUACAGACAUCUUUCUUCCUAUUGGAAAAGUUCAGAUUCGAUAAAAGUUAAGCUCAAUCGACGGCAUUUGUGGCUUAAUGUUGAUGACCACAAAACAUUAUUUCGAUAUGCCCCUCCUUUUCUUUAAAAAGAAAAAGAUAAGCAAAAAUAUGUGUUCCAGUGAGGCACUUACAAUGGAAGUGAAUGGGGGGCCAAUUUGUUAACAUUAAAAAUGUAAAGUUUCAAAAGUAUAGCCACAAUAUGCACGUAAACAUGAUUUUAGCAUGAUAACAUCGCUCAGCUUUUCUGUGUAAAAUUAUAUCCAAUGCUACAACUUCGUUGCCAUGACGACAUACCUCUGUGAACCCUGUAAUCCCAGUAAAUUACGAUUUUAACAACUUAAUAGCUCAAAUAAUACACAAGUUGUAACUGAAGAAAUAAUGAAAGUGCUUUUAGAAAAUUAUAGGCUUCACAUUUCUGUCUUUAAACCCUGCAAAAAUUGGCCCCAUUCACUUCCAUUGUAAGUGCCUCACGGUAAACUUGAUUUUUGCUUUAUUUUUAAAGAAAAGGAGAGACGAGUCUAAUGACUUUUUAUGGUAAUCAACAUUAUGUCUCAAAUGCUCUCAAUUGAGCUUAUCUUGUAUCAAAUGCAGAAUAUUUCUUUAAUUUAUGAUAAGAUGUGUCUGAGGGUUUUCUUAAAGGUGCAGUGUGUCAUUUUUUUACAAUGUUAAUGUUUUAAAACAUUUUAUUUUAUCUAAAGACUUAAGACUGUUUGUAACGUUUGUCUUAAAGCAGUGUGUUACAUGAACCCUCCUUUUAUUUCAAUAUUCAUUAAGUAGCGAGAACAAACAAAUGUUAUAAUGCAGUUUAAAGUGCAGUGCAGCAUAGUCUCAUGACAGCUCGUAAUGAUCUGUACAAGAUGACCGAAUCAGAAUUACAAGUUGAUUUAAUACAAGCAUCAAAUUUAGCAAGCCUCCUACCAACAUUUUAAGAAAGGAAAGUGUGUGAACAAAUUUGAUGACUCGUUUCAGAUUUAUUCAUGCAAUGCAAACAAUUGAUAUAUGUCAAUAACCUGUAACACGGUUCCCUCAUCUUGUUCCAAACACCAAAGUUUUCUUUCUUCUGUGGUAUACUAAGGUUAUUUUCCUAUUAAAAUCAUGGUUGGGUUUAGGCUAUAGUUUAGGGGUUAAGGCUUAGGCAUACAUAGUUUUUCUUCGUUCUGGAUCGGAUUGUGCCUAGUCGACAGCCUUCAAAGUAUACACUUUUGACCCCGAGCGAAUACCAACGCGCUCUACGCUUGCCCGCUACGACUGCUUUGUGAGACUCUUUUAGUACAGUCAAAAACAGGCACAUGCACCGGCAAUGCGCACAGACGAGUAUUGGACGACACAUGGACAGUCCACGCAGACCAUGUGCUGAUGACGAAAUUUGCAUCAGGCAUACUGUGCACAGAGCGAUCAGCAAAGUCAAACUUUGGCAUUUAGACUAAUGAACAUCUUUACAUGGUUCAUUUGCUCAUGCAUUCUUCUCUCCAUCUGGUACUACUAUUAUGACUUGUCAUGAGAUGGGGUUGCGCAGUUACCUUCAGCAUGACCCGUCCAAACCAGGCAUAAUGCGACAAGAAGUGGUUGUGCCUGGUUAUGACAGUGUUAUGGCUUUGUUUUGCUGCAAAAUGUCCAAAUCUGAGAGCAUUUUAAAUGCAAUCACCCACUGGUGCAAGAUUUUGUCUUUGUUUUGCAUUGGGAUAACUUUUACUGUUUGACACUUCUGAAAUGCAGAAACGCAUAUUUGUCACGUUAAAAUAAUAUCUUUGUGACAAACAUGUGAGAACAGUAUAUGCGCAUUUCCUUUUUUAUGACUUAUUUGCCUAUGUAUGGUCUAAUCAGGGCUUUAAUCUGUUUGCAGACGAAGUUUCUUUCACAAACGGACAUUCAGUUUUUCAGACUCGCAGCUACAGCAGUGGCUCAUCUCACCUGUGAAACUAACAUGGACUGUGAAUCCAAAUAUUUUGUUAUUGAUCCACAUUGGUGAUGGACUUCUGCAUAGAAGCUGUGACCAAAUAACUGAUUUCUAUCAAUAAAUUCAAGUGAUUGAAACUACAGAAAUGUUAAAGCAUUACUUCAUACACCGCUAUGUGACCACUGGACUGAAGUCGACAUGUCAAGCACCUCCACUCAGGUUUGAUAAAGUGCUCCUCCUUGAAACCUCUGACAUCUGAAACGCAUGUGCUCUUGUUUUGUCAGUUUUCCAGUUCUCACAAUUUACAUAUAACUAUGAGUGCUGGCUUCAAGGCUCAGCCCAUCAAAAGCGUCUACAAAUGCAUAAGAGACCUGUGGAAUGAUUACAUGCAAAUCAGUCUUGGCAAGCUACAUUGGAAGAACAAACUCAGAAGGAAAGGAGGAUGUAGAAUGCACCUUUUGUGAGCUUUGACAUGAGAUGCGAGCUUCCUUUUGCACAAUUGCCUGUCCCAGCACAUUUGGUGCCAGCGAGAGAACUACUAGCAUUAUAACACAACAGUUACAGCAUUAUAAUCAUCACACCGGUAAUGUUUUGCAGGACUAGUGAUACUUUGAAAUAAUAAAGUCUGUUAACACUUGUUUGCUCCAUGUGUUUUUUUUUUUUUACUUUAUAAAAAAUGAUGCACGACGCAAGCUUACAAUGGGAAGCUCUUGAGGGAAAACAUUACGAUAAAUGUUCUUUGUCUACCACCAUUGUGCUGCUGUGACUUCUUGGACUUCAAAUGGGUUCUUGCAUUCUCGAUAUUCGGCCUGAUCAAGAAAAUAUCUCUGUAAUUUUAUGCAUUUUCGGUACUUCGUUCUUGAGUGUUGGAAUUGAACUUUGUCAUCGAAGAGUCCACGAGAACGUAAAAAUGCACACGAAUCCUUAUUUUUUCUCUCACUGUUUCCUGCCCUUUUUAAAUUGUUAAUUUUACAUAUUUGACAGACAGCGAUCCCUAAGCAAAAGUG
Molecule: messenger RNA, 6491 nt
Organism: Xyrauchen texanus (razorback sucker)
Lineage: Eukaryota; Metazoa; Chordata; Actinopteri; Cypriniformes; Catostomidae
Gene: grik1b
Product: glutamate receptor, ionotropic, kainate 1b
Exons: 15
Coding region: 489-3089 (866 amino acids)
Biological process (GO): synaptic transmission, glutamatergic; modulation of chemical synaptic transmission; monoatomic ion transport
Cellular component (GO): plasma membrane; presynaptic membrane; kainate selective glutamate receptor complex
Molecular function (GO): transmitter-gated monoatomic ion channel activity involved in regulation of postsynaptic membrane potential; kainate selective glutamate receptor activity
Source: RefSeq, a predicted model, not a curated record